UUAGAAGCUAAUAUUUAACAGACUGAAAUGUUCCUCGAGGCGAGGGGUAACUAAGUCUUCUCUUCUGAAUUCUAGGAUUGGCUGAUUUCCUUGGUAAUUUAUAGAGAGGCCAGUAGAAUAUGGUCCAGAGUGAAGGACGCUUAAAUUUCACCCCCAAAUAAGAAAUGAAACUACUGCUUCAUUUAAUAGAGCGCCAGAAGCAGCUAAAGCUAUCUUGGAUAUGGUAGCUGACUUUAUACUUAGUUUGAAUAUACUUCAAGACGAAGAGCUGCAGCAAACAGGCUCCCGAAAACACACAUUGUGCCAAUAGUUGGCUAAGAGCACAGAACAUCUGCAGAAGUGGCCACUAAGUGAAUCAUAAAAUCCAGCCGCCUGCUGAAAACAAAAAAUCUUACGACACGAAAAAGCGAAAUAAAGACUGGUUAUCCACAACUAUGACUAUGAAUAAUUCUCCAAACCUAUUUUUGGACCCACAUUUGCAUAGAUUUCAGGUGAAUGUCAUUCACGAAAGCCACGAGAACUCGAUCCAAUCUCAGGGAGAUCCCGAGCCACAACGUUACGAAGAGACUUCUUUCGCUAAAGAUGCCGCCAAGAGACUCCACAUCAGCUUCAGGUCUGGAAACCAAGAAACGUACGACCGUUUCUUUCAAAAUGGCGACACUGCCAAAACAGAUGGAAGCUUUCAUCCCUACGACACAAACAGUGACACCUAUUAUCUAAAAACCUUUGGACAUAACACCAUGGAUGUUGUGCCAAAAAUCGAUUAUUACCAGAACACUGGAAGCAUCAGAGGAGCCAAAAUGAACCGGCCAAGUCUGAUGGAUAUCCACGAACACUUGGCAAAG
Messenger RNA from Thamnophis sirtalis, 845 nucleotides. Lineage: Eukaryota; Metazoa; Chordata; Lepidosauria; Squamata; Natricidae. The record is from RefSeq and is a predicted model, not a curated record.